CUCUGCUCUGCUAUGCUCUAUAUGUGUAAUUAACAACGUUGAAGUUGUGUCCUGUUAUCACUCUGUACUUUCUCAGACAUCCCAAUUCCUCCUCCUCUUCUUCUUCAUGGCCCUACCAGAGAAGCAGAACUUCGGUAAUCCACCAGCAGCCGUAGUGGAAGCCAUAGGAGAGAUCAUGGCCGUCCAGAGGUCACUCCCACCCAGACCCUCCAUCGAAGAGGUUGAAGCCGCGGAGUCGAUCCUCAUGAUGGUCGAAUCGGAGGAGAAGGCGAAGCUUGAGGAUGUCUCGAAACUGGAGUUUUCGAAGGAUAUCCCCCAGGAGCUGUGCAGUGUCCUGAGGGAGGUGAAGAGGACUCUGGUCCUGUUCCAGAGUCUCCAGCAGAGGAAGGAGGCUGCUUUCUUGGUGGAGGCCGAGCGGCUCUUCCAGGCCUUCGACGGGUUGAUUCGAAGGGCUAACGGGGUGGUGACUGGGAAGGCGGAUGAGGAUGUUUCCGUGGAGGAAUUGAAAGAUGAGGCAGGUGGUGAAAUUCCAGGGGAAGCUCUGACUUUGGUGAAGCAGAAGAAGAAGUUGCUUAGUGAUGCCGGAGUGUUGAAAGCUCCGGUGAGGAGCUCUUCCACCAUAGAAACAAUCUCUGACUUGAAAGAAGGAGAGUUUGAGAAGCUGAGCCUAAUGAAAGUUGCAGCCCUGAUCGAGCACACUGCGAAGACUAAUUCGGCAACUCUCGACCUCAGAGGGAGGCUGAUUGAUCCAAUUGAGUGGCUCCCCUUCUCGAUCGGGAAGCUCACUGAAGUCACGGAGCUCGACUUAUCGGAUAACCGGAUCAUGGCCCUCCCAAACUCCAUGGGGAACAUGAGAGCCCUCACUAAGCUUGACGUCCACUCGAACCAGAUCAUAAACCUCCCCGAAACAAUCGGGGAACUCGCCAAUCUCAAGGAUCUCGAUUGCCAUGCCAAUAGGUUUCGUUCUCUGCCAGCUUCGUUCCGGAACCUGACGAGCCUCCUGAAUCUUGACUUGAGCUCGAACGGGUAUGUCCAGUUGCCUAACGUCAUCGGGAGCUUGACCUCCCUGGAGAGACUCAACGUGGAGACGAACGAGCUCGAGGAGCUUCCAUACACGAUCGGCUCUUGCUCGUCCCUCAUCGAGCUGAGACUCGACUUCAACCGCCUAAAGGCCCUCCCAGAGGCGAUUGGGAGGCUCGAGCGCCUACAGAUACUCUCGCUGCACUAUAACCGAAUCAAGGGGUUGCCCACCACGAUGUCCAAUCUGUCCAACCUGAGGGAGCUCGAUGUGAGCUUCAACGAGCUUGAGUUAAUCCCCGAGAGCCUCUGCUUCGCCGUGGGCCUCGUGAAACUGAACGUGGGGAGGAACUUCGCCGACCUAAGGGCCUUGCCAAGAUCGAUCGGGAACCUGGAAAUGCUGGAGGAGCUGGACAUAAGCUAUAACCAGAUAAGGGCACUGCCCGACUCCUUUGGGCUCCUGUCGAGGCUGAGAGUUUUCCGGGCAGACGAGACGCCGCUGGAGUUGCCCCCGCGCGAGAUAGCCAAACUGGGCCCUCAAGCAGUUUUGGACUACAUGAUUGACCAUGUGUCUAGCACAGAUGCAAAGUUCCAAGCUUCAAAGAAGAAUAAGAAGAAGAAGAAGAAGGGGCUUUGGUUAUGGCUUUGCUGCUUUACAAGGGCCUAAUGACACUGCCAAUAAAGAAGUGAUUAUGUGUUCUUUUUUCGGUGAGACAUAUGUAAUUGGAUGAUCGGCCUGAUCUAUCUAUGAAAUGCUUCCGGUGAGUUUAUAACUCUGCAUUGUAGAUAAAACAGUCUACUUUGUCAGGUGCGCUUGGUUGCAAUUUUCUAUCAUUAAUCCUUACUAUUGUUUUCUCAAUCUUUUUUCUUAUGUGAGAUUUGUUAUGAUGUAUACAGCCAUUGGUUUUGCUGUAAAAUGUAAAGACAUUACAUUGAAGAUGACCAAUGAUUUAAUUUUGUGCACCUUUUGGAAAAUAAAAGAAGCAAGGAUUAACGUCACCUUA
Punica granatum (pomegranate) is the source of this 2021-nucleotide messenger RNA. The record is from RefSeq and is a predicted model, not a curated record. NCBI's taxonomy places the organism in Eukaryota, Viridiplantae, Streptophyta, Magnoliopsida, Myrtales, Lythraceae.